Naegleria lovaniensis is the source of this 351-nucleotide messenger RNA. RefSeq lists its product as uncharacterized. The record is from RefSeq and is a predicted model, not a curated record. Bases 1 to 351 code for a protein of 116 amino acids. NCBI's taxonomy places the organism in Eukaryota, Heterolobosea, Eutetramitea, Acrasida, Naegleriidae. The transcript has a single exon. Gene Ontology annotation, molecular function: calcium ion binding.
AUGUACGAAAGUCCAACCGUGUGGGUUCCAGAUGGAAUUAUUGCCUCAAGAGAUGUUUUCAAUAAUAUUAAUCCAAUCAAAGAUCAAGCGAGUGAAGUAUUCAACAAGUUUGAUCAAGAUAAAGAUGGUUUAUUGAACAAGAAAGAAUUUAAACGUGCAUUGAAAUCGUUUGGUAUCCGAAAAAAGCAAGCCAAAGUAAUACGAAAGUUAUGGGAUAUUGAAGAUACUGGUAAAAUCAACACGGAAACGUUUGUGAGAGUGUAUUGUUUUGUUCGUUCUGGACAACUGUAUACAAGAAAGCUGGAUAAGUACGAAGAACUGGAAAACACAAAACCCAUGACCAUCAUUUAA